UUGUUUUUCUUGGCCCAUCGAGGCAAUCCAUAUCAACUAGUGUAAUUCCGUGAGUGUGUGUGCGUGUUGCUAUGUAUGGGAAUGUGUGUACGCGCGCGUUUGUGAAUGGCAAUAGGGAGGAAGCAAGCAAAACAAUGAGAAUGCCCACAAACAAUCACGCUGGAAAGAAGAAGGUCGUCGUAGAGAGCAGAGAUUCGGUACAUGUGGAUUUAUCCGAUGAAUAAAAUUAAAACUCGCGGCCGUUGUGAUGCAAGUGUAAAAAGAUUUGCUAAUGUUCUUAUUGUGAAAGUGGUUGUGUAGUUAGAGGCAAGCGCACUGAAUAAUAUUGCCCCUGCGAGUGAGCAAGUACGGUGAGCACAAGUGAGUGAGAAAUGUGCUGCUUCGAUCCGCUGUAUCAGCGCAUACUGCGAUAGACGUGUGCAACGCAUCACCAAAAAGGUAAACAAACAAAGUGUCAAAAGUGCGAUAAGCGAUAAUAGAGCAACGAAGGUUUUAAACGGGGGGCCCAGAAACUAAGCGGAUAAACUAGAGCGGAAGAAAGGGGGCUCGUAGUCCACACACACGCACACAGCCACGAUGCCCGAUCACGAUAUCGAGAUGAUAACGAGCGAGCAGCUGCAUGCUGCACUGCGCAAGUCGCAGAAACACUUCAUCAUACUGGACUGCCGCAGCUCGCAUGAGUACACGGAGAGCCACAUCCGGACGGCGGUCAACUUCUCCAUACCGUCGAUCAUGUUGCGCCGGUUCGCGGCCGGCAAGAUCGACAUAACGUCCACGAUCAAGUGCCGCGAUCUAAAGGAGCGCAUCCUGUCCUGCUACAAGGAGAGCACCUUCGUACUGUACAACAACAGCAACGAGUCGGUGGGCGACGGCGGUGGUGCGGGUGUCGGUGGUGGUUGCCGCGAAGAUCUCGUGCUGCUGACCGGCGGUACGGGCCCAACAGCAACGGCCGGUGGUAACAACGAUACCACGAUUAAUGUGUUGCACCGCAAGCUCAAACAAGAUGGCUGCCGGGUGGUCUGUCUCGAAGGUGGUUAUGCAAACUUUCGUCAGUCAUUUCCGGAGUGGUGCGAGGAUGAAGUCAUCAACGCAAAGCUGCAGACGGCCUGUGCCGCAACGGAGCAACUGAUGGGAUUAAGAUCCCUCCGCAUUUCGAUCCCAUUCUCGGACUCGGCGUGCAGCAGCAGCACCGAAUCGUCCGACUGUGAAAGCAGCACCAACUACCUGUCCGAGUCGGCCGUAAGCGUCGAACCGGUCGAAAUACUGCCUGGACUGUUCCUCGGCAAUUCAUCGCACAGCGAGGACCUGAAGUCGCUGAAAAAGUACAACAUUAAAUACAUUCUGAACGUGACACCGGACUUGCCGAAUGUGUUCGAACGGGAUGGCCAGAUACGCUAUUUGCAGAUACCGAUCACCGAUCAUUGGUCGCAGGCAGGAGACCUAGCGAACCAUUUCCCGGACGCUAUCAAGUUCAUCGACGAAGCCCGUUCGAAUGGGUGCGGCGUGCUGGUCCACUGUCUGGCCGGUGUGUCCCGGUCGGUGACGGUUACGCUCGCCUACCUUAUGUUCGCCCGGACCCUCUCGCUGAACGAUGCCUUCCUGCUGGUCCGUUCACGCAAACCGGACGUUUCGCCCAACUUCCAUUUCAUGCAGCAGCUGCACAGCUUCGAGCAGCAGCUCAACAUCGAUCCGACGCAGUCGGCAUCCGCCAAACAGGCCCUCUACUCGGCCUCCUCUUCCUCCGCUGCCUCGUCCUGUUCAUCGUCUUCCGUGGGUGCUGGUGGAGUUGGUGGUGGAACGUCUGCAGGCGACCACGCGGGUAGUGGCGGUGGCCAACAUUCCGUGUCUACCACUCCGUUCAGUGCCAGCUCGGUAGGAUCGUCCGGUUCGGGAUCGGCCGGUAUAGAGCCACCGUCGCGUCACCAUCACCACCAUCAUCAUCAGCAUCCUGCUCAGCAUCCGCAGCACUCACUGCAGUCGAAGCACUCGCUGCAUCAGGUCCAUUCGCGGCACGCCGUCAAGUACAACUGUGCGUGUGUGGAGGUCGAGUGCAAGUGUACCCAGGCGGCAAUAGAUCUGCUCGGACCGUUCACUACCGGCAUUUCGCCCGACUCCGGUAUCGAGUUUGACCGGUGGACGCCGAGCAGUAAUACGCCGAAAUGAGAUACGGCCGGCGAGGGUGGGCGGUUCCAACUGCCGGACCACUUCCUCCCCGGCCAUGACGAUCAUGCUGCUGCUGCUGCUGCUGCUGCUGCCGCCCCUGAGGACAACAGCUCCGAUGCCGCCGGUUAGGCGUGCAGACAGAAGAACGGCUUGUUUGUGGAAAGUUUUAAAGCGAAGAAUUUUUGAUCUGCAGAAAAGAGAAGGGUUGUUUUUUCGGUUUGUCUCAGCGUUGUUUGCGUUGUAGCAAGAAAAGCAGAUGUGAACCCUCAAUACGCACAUACACACGGACGUACGAAUUCCUGUUCUUUCUGUGCGAUCCUUUGCUGAGACUCCAGGAUACAGAUAGACAUGCUGCAAUCGAAGCAGACUUUGAUACCCUUGGAACCGCAGAACCACAGAAGACGCUGAACUGUCACUUUGAGAGCGCACACUUUGAUUGGAAAAUGGCUUGAGUCACUACUACUGCUACUACUACUACUACUACUACUACCACCACUACUAUUGCUGCGGCAUGUUUGUUUGUGAGGGAGAAGGAUUGAAUCUGGAAAUUUAAAAGGAAAAUCCGUCGUCACGUUGUGUAUUGCAUGUCUGCAGACGAAAAACACACACACACAGAGAAGUUCACUUGAUGAUGCACAAUGGCAACAUUUGCGGUCAUAAUUAGCGUGUAUAAUUAGGAAUGCUUUUAGGGAAUGGAACACACACACACACAUACCCUUGGAAACGAAAAUUAGAGACGAGCUAACCGCGCUCUGCUGCAUCGUACACACGUACAUAUAUAUAUAUUAAAAAGCAAAUGGUACAUAUACAUGUAAUAUUAUAUAGAUACAUAUAUUUAUGUUAUAACAUGUCGUUAUAUUAAGUAGCUAUCAGCAGAACAUGAUUAUUUCCCUCACUCACACUGCGACUUUAACGCCUGCGUGUAUGUAUGUGUGUGUGUAUGCGUGUAUUUCAGGAGCUCCCUGGGCGCCUGUAUGUUUAGGUGUUGUUGUUUACGGGCCUCCGUUCGGACACCGUUUUGUUCGACGAAGCGCCCCUUUCCUUCAAUUCCAUCCGCCCCCCCCCCCCUCCUCCCCCCUCACCUUCAUCCUUCACUUCCCCCGUCAAUGUUAAACGUUUUAUGACAUUUUAAUAGCGCGGCACUGUGUAAAUUUUGCAUUUCAUUACUUACUUGCAAAGGGAGGACAAAAAAAGGGGCCGGCAGAGGCACACAAGCUAAAGGAAGAAUUGAUUGAAUGUAAGGAAGAGAGUGAAGUGAGCGGAAGUAAUUAACUGUUGUCACUGUUUGUUGGAUGGAUUUUUAUUGAGAUUAGGAUUUGCCGGCUAAGGAGAUGGAUUUGCAGAGACGCGGCGAGAUAGUUUAGGCUAGAGGUUUAGAUCAAGACACAAGCAAGGAAUUGCAUCUUUUCCGAUUGGGGAAAAUGAUUUUAAAGAAGACUAUGAAACCGACAAGCGGUUAAAAAAUAGAAAUCGCACAACUUUCAACGCACGAACUGUGAGCGCCGCAGCCGCCGGACAAUGCAUUCCGAAUGUUUCCAUUUUUGUUUUGGUCUCUUUAACAUCCCCUUUCCCUAUUAAAGCCUUAUUAACAACCUUGCUAUGUAACGACUCCCCCCGUGAAUUGUCCCAAAGAUUUUCUAACUGCUGCUACUGUCCUUAUCUUUGCUUUUUGAAAUUACAAAAUUAGUCGCUUCUACUUGGGGGGUUGGGGAAAAAAGGGAAGAGGAAAGAGUGCUUUACAAAUUAUUUCGAAACAAUAAAACAAAAAACCCACUUAAAAAUUUUGCAUAAAAACAAAACAAAAAGGAACUGAACCCCGAAAGCUGUGGACGACCGAGUUUGAGACGAAUUUUUCAAUCAUUGUUCAACUCUAGUGUGCGUGUUUGUUGUGUCAUCGUGUACGGAAAACAAUUUGAAGGGAAAACGUGAGGAGAAGGCUCUUGAGUUCGUUAGGUGAGAAGCGCAGCCGCAAGCCAAACUUAGUAACCGUUUUAUCAUGUUUGUCAUGAAACAAAUUCAAUUUAAAAAAAGCAAACGAAGAAAACCCGAAACACAACAGACGCACUCAGCAAAACCUUAGUCCCAUUGUUUCCUCCUCCUCCUCCUCCUCUUCCUCCCUCCCAUCUUUGCGAGAGAAAAAGUGUGACAAACAAAAAAUUAGUAAACAAAACAAGAAAACAACGACUGUGAAAAUUGUGAAAACCGACCCCCGUCACGGUUCAAACGCCGUUGCGUUGCGCGUGUCUUUCGCGGCGCAUACAGUGUGAGAACUGCAUGCAUGGAAACCUCUUACAAAACACAUACAAACCUUACAAAUUUAGAAAAAAGUGCAUUUGUGCCACCACCACCACCAGUGUAUAAUCGCUCUUACCAAUCCCGCUACUACCAAAAGAAUCGCGACGAUAAACCGUCGAUUUCCAACGGGUAGGCGAGUGUGGUAGGAAAUUUACAAACGGAGAAGAAGUGUAACAUUAAUACUAUUUACGUCGCAGCAUAGCCAAACGAUGCAAGGAAAGAGAGAGAAAAAAAGCAAAAUGGAUGAUGAGCAAACACCCAUGGUUAAAAGGACGUAGUAACGAGAAGAAGCAAGCGCAAGAACAAACAAAAAGCCAAACAAAAGAAAAUAAUAAUAAUAAUAAUACUAUUAAUAAUAAAAAUAAUAACACAACUCUUAAAAAA
Messenger RNA from Anopheles stephensi (Asian malaria mosquito), 4842 nucleotides. RefSeq names its product dual specificity protein phosphatase Mpk3 (gene Mkp3). The transcript is spliced from 6 exons. The record is from RefSeq and is a predicted model, not a curated record. The coding region runs from base 577 to 2163 and encodes 528 amino acids. Gene Ontology annotation, biological process: protein dephosphorylation; negative regulation of MAPK cascade. Gene Ontology annotation, cellular component: cytosol; cytoplasm. Gene Ontology annotation, molecular function: MAP kinase tyrosine/serine/threonine phosphatase activity; protein tyrosine/threonine phosphatase activity. NCBI's taxonomy places the organism in Eukaryota, Metazoa, Arthropoda, Insecta, Diptera, Culicidae.